Molecule: messenger RNA, 5785 nt
Organism: Microstroma glucosiphilum
Lineage: Eukaryota; Fungi; Basidiomycota; Exobasidiomycetes; Microstromatales; Microstromataceae
Exons: 2
Coding region: 222-5459 (1745 amino acids)
Source: RefSeq, a predicted model, not a curated record
CGCCUCUCUGUCCACUUUCCCCGUCGCACCUCUGCAACGUCGAUACCUACCUUUUCUCCCUCUCUCCCUCUCUCCCUCUCUGGUACAGUCGCAACCUCAUACCCUCGUAGUUCAGCGCACCAAUCCUCUGAUCUGCCUAGACCCCAUCGUUCGACGACUGCAAGAAUCUGCCCCUGUAUCCGCUCGGAUCACCUCUCAUCCUCCUCCACCUACCCCUCCUCAUGAACGGUCAACCCUCUUGGGCCGCCACUCAGCGGGGCCCGGCCCAAUUUCGUCCUCAGCCUGGAGGAAACUCCUCAUCGGAUUCUUUCGACCCUCGCAACAUGAAUGGCAGCGGUAACAAUGCUCUAGGUAGAGCACCCUCGAAUCGCAGCAGUCGAUACGGUGAUCAGCAGCAGCAGCAGCAGCUACCGCCUCCCGGCUCGCAGCAGGGUCAAUACCCACAACAGCAGUCCUCACAGUCGCAACAGCGCUACAGCAUGGCGGAUCGGACUGCCUCGCCAGUCGGUCAGGGACAGCCUCCCCAACCGUCGCAGGGCGCUCCACAACGUAGCUCUACUUUCCAGCCACUGAAGUCAUUGCAGUCGCAGCAACAGCAGCAGCCACCUCAGAGUCCCUCCAUGCCUUCCGGAAUGGAUGCCAGUGCCAACGGAGCCCCACACCGUCGGACCCAGUCUCUGCGGCCGUUCUCUGCUUUCCAACCUCUCGAUCAGGCUGACCCCUAUCAGGCUUCCAGCCCCAAUGCCUCCUCACCCCCCGCUCGUCCGUCUUCCCCAACUGGCUCCACGUCUCAGUCCAUCCGUACAGCCGCUACUCCGUUGACCUUCAAGUCUCCCGAACUGCGAAGCGCUCUGACCCUGCAGGACUCUCAGCAAAAGAAGAUUUACAUGGAGGGUUAUCUGUCACGUCGAGAUGCACUGGGCGCAGACGGUAAACCCUUGAGGUCCGGUGACCCGAGAAAAGCCUGGCACUUGUGCUUUGUGCAAUUGAGCGGCACUGUACUGAGCGUAUGGAGUGUCAGACAGAUGGAACAGGCGGCAAAGGAGGGAAAGGAGGUACCGCCUACUUACAUUAACGUCACAGACUCCUUCGUCGACUUGAUCGGUAACCUCGUCGAAGACCCAGCAGAGAUUCCGGGCAGUCGCGGACGGUACGAGAACGUCUUUGCUCUGAAUUCUGCGGGGAACAACCGCAUACUCUUCUGCGUAGAAGGAGCUGUUGGCCGACGUUUGGUGCAGGCUUGGAUCAACGGCAUUCGACUGGCAUCAUGGGAGAAGGUACGACUGGAAGAGAUCUACACCGGGUCUCUGAUCAGAGCGAGACUUGGCGCUGUCGGCGCUGGCUCUACACCAGACACCGCUCCUAUGCAAGGGCCUCCACCUGCUAUCAAGAACAUGUCGGUUGCCAGCCCUCUAGCGAAAGGCCGGAUGGAGGGUUGGGUCAAAGCUCGAUUCAUGGGAUCGACCGAAUGGAAGAAGUGCUGGCUGGUCCUCACAAAGGACCGACCGGACGAUGCAGGCUCAGGUGGUGGUGUUGGUCGCAGGCUUUGGCAAAAGCUCGGCGGGGCUGGAGAUCGUAGCUCCGUCUUGAGCAUCUCUUCACCUGUGCCAGGAUCUCCUAGCCCUGCCAAUGGCGGCGGAAGACCUCUGAGCGUCGUAGGUUCCGCUGGUCAGCCUGAGAUAGAACCACCUCCAGGCUGCAAUGGUGCAAAAGGUACUGCUCAAUUCUUCGAGAACAAAAAGGCAAAGAAAGCUUUCGCAACUAUGGUCUACGUUGCUCAUGCGUUUGCGGUCUACCCUUCGCGCCCCGAGCUUGUGGAAGGAUCAUCUCUGUUCAAGGUAGAGGGAGCCUUUCCGCAGAGCCAGGUAGUCUCUGCUACCAACCGAAUCCGACAAACGGGCUGGGUCAUGAUCAUGCCUGAGCUCGAAGUUGGAUCGAAGGGAGCCAACGCGGAAAUGAUGAAGUGGAUCAUUGGAUUCAUGGAUGCCUACAAGCUCUAUGGCCGUCCAGAGGGCUUUGUCUGGGAUGCCCGCAGCCCUCAAUCUGCGUUCUUCGCCUAUCCCAUCGGUCCGUACAAGGAGAGGCUCUUCCUAGACCGAGAGCUGGCCGAAUUCCUCGAUGUCAGAGAGGAGAGGCAUUUGGCUUCACGGUACAAUUUGCAUGGGAUCAUGUCCGCUAGGAUGAGGGGUGAAAGGACUCCGAUCCUGCCACCUCUUCCCACACCCAACACUGCACAUACACGGCAACUCAAUGGCGCCAAUGGGCCCACCACAAAUUCACGCCCAAAUGCAAAUGCCCAGACGAACAACAUCGCCGAGGAACCGGCUCAAGAGGGAGCAGAGCCGAAGGAAGAGCUUAGAUCUCCCACUUCGAACGGGCCUCCAGCCUUGUCGGAGGUGCAGACCAACAGCCUACCUCCCUUGGACUUCGGUGGCUCCAGAGAGGCGCUGCCCAAGACUUUCGAACCCGCUCCCUCUACGUCUUCCGUCCAAUCUGACUCUGCACCUCUUGCAGCAACGGCUACCGAGGCUUCCCCCUCUGCCUCUCAGGCACCUUCCACGGGAACUGCGACUGCUCAACCGUCAUCGUCAUCUAGGGAUACCGGUGUCUCCCAGGCCCCUGGACUGGACGCAAUCGGAGAGCAGAAGUCUCGUGAAGGCAGCAUCAAUCUGGAUACUGCUAUCGGCCGACACAAGCUGCACCAGCAGGAAGCAGCAGCUCAGGCGGCUUCCUCGGGCUCUGCCAGCCCAGCUCAAGUCUAUGGAACAGCUUUGCAGCCAGAAGAAGAUCGCGUGGGAGCAGGCGCUCGCCCUCAGCCAAGCGCGCCAGCAUUCUCUCACCCCGACGUUGCGUCUAAUUCUGACCGCGAUGGCAGUAUCAGAGGCUCUGUCAAGCAGCCAUCUGUUGCAGAGAGUACUCAAGCGCCAGCAAACGCGCAGACCCAGACUCGACCAACGGUUUUGACGAAUAUCGCUACGGACAGCCGCCCCUCGAGUGGACCGCAAUCGGGUGCAGCGUCGACAAGAUCAGGUGCUGUUGGAUCCCAAGCCGCAGCUCCUGCUUUGGUCUCGCCGCGUCCACAGUAUACAGAGCCAACGCACCAAGCUAAGCCCGUCCCCAUCUUGGCUCCAUCAGGCCGUGGAGCCGAAGCUGAGCAGCAAAAGACAGAAUUCAGUCAGAGUGCCAAGAGUGACACAGAUGUCUCGGCCAGCUACGAUGAGGGUGCUCUCUUCUACCUCCGUUCCAUGUCGGACCAGCUCCCAGCGCCUACGAGCACAACCAAUGCCGGAGAGGCGAGAUCCGUACCGCCGAAGAAUGCUGGACGCGUUGCCGCUCUCGCUGCUACUGCCAGCGCUGCCGCCGCGGCGAAGGACUCUUCAAGUAUUGUAUCUCCUAGCGUGUACACACAGCCUAGCUACGAGAACAGCCCCGUGGACUCACGUCGGCCUUCGAACAUUGACGGCACAAGCAGAGGUAACGAAGAUCGCCUUGACGAGGACGCCAUGGCUGCUUACACUUACUUGGAUCAGCCAGUCUCUCCGUCUGAUCAGCACCAGCAACAGAAGGGUGUUGGCGCACAGGAUCCAGCCAGUCGCACUCCCACUACUGUCGCAACUCCUACUCCUUCCCGACCAGCUCAGCCACCUGCCUACCCUUCGAGCUUCAGCCAGAACAAGCGAACGCAAGAUCGAAAGGAGGCUGCACAGGCAGAAGCCGCUGCUCAUGCCGAAGCAAUGAGCAAACCCGGCCAACGGAUGGGCGUUCAGAGGAAGGGUCUGAAGCAGCCUGGCCGGCAUGCCUGGGGAGAGGAGUCUGACGAAGAGGAGCAAGAGGAGCAGGACCGAGAAGACGAUGACGACGAUGAUCAGGCUCAGGGCAUUCAGACUGUACCCGGUGGAUUGCCUCGUGAUGUAUCAUCAGCAGUAGGAGGCGCUCCCAUCUCUACUUCAAACUCGACUGGCCCAACCAGUAGCAGUAGUUCGACUGACCAGGGCAGAGCUGCUCAGGUCGCUGCGGCUGCUGGUCUUCCCAAGCCUGGCAUGGCCAACAGCACUACAGGAAGCAACGCUUAUGGCCUUGCGGGUGGGCGUGUCAGCAGUCCCAGCUCGAUGCAGUCUUCUGCUUCAACACCCGCUGGAGGCCAGCUGCGUGCUGGCGGCAUUCACCCGGCACUGGUCCCUGGACAACCUUCGCAAUCGAGGCAAGCAACGCAGCAAUCGCAGCUCAGUGCUCCACAAGAUGAGAGGUCGCGCUCCAUCUCACCUGGUCAAGGGUACCAAAUGGGACCUGUCGCCUCUCACAACCGGCAGUCCUUCGUGACGCUCAACAAUAAUGAUCGAUCCGGACAAAUUGCAGCGCCUUUCCAGUCUCAUGGACUCUUGCAGGCCGGAGCUGCCGACAAGGCUGAUCGCUCGGCGAAGCAGCAAGAGUCGGACGCACGUCAGAUGGGCAUGCCCAUGGUCGAGCCUCCUUCGCAACCUCCACAGCCUCAAGCUGGCUUGCUGGGUGCUAUUACCGCCCACGAGCGCGAGCGAAAGGGAGCUGGUGGACUUGGCGCUACUCUGACUGAGCGUGAAAGGCAGCGUGUAGAAACGGAACGACGCCAGCGCGAAGAGGAACAAAUGAGCAGGGCUUACCAGCAGCAGCAGCAGCCAAACGGUAUGAUGUCUCCUCAGAUGACGGGCGGUCAGUGGGGCGGUAUGAUGCCUGGCAUGAUGGGUGGAAUGAUGCCGGGUGGAAUGAUGCCCGGUAUGAUGCCCAAUGGAAUGAUGGGCAACCCCUUCAUGUGGCAACAAAUGAUGAUGAUGAACCCCAUGAUGAUGGGUAUGGGCAUGCCAGGAGGCGGCUACGGCGGUGGUGGAGCCUCUGGCUCACAAAUGAGCCACGGUGGUGGCGGAGGAGGAGGAGGUGGUGGUGGUGGUGGUGGCCCAGGCGGUGCUUCUCCCCCACCUCAAAUGGACCCGUACAUGCAACAGCAGCAGAUGCAACAACAGAUGGCAGCAGCCAUGGCUGCUCAACAGGCCUACAUGCAGGCAAUGGCCAUGGCUGGUCAGUCUCAGCAUGGGCACAUGGCGCCUUCACCAAGUCAAGGUCACGCACAAGCUCACUCCCUAGGUCAAGGUGGUGGUGGUGGUGCGGAAGGAGGCGGCAGUGGUGCUUCACGAGGAGGUCACGCACCCUCCAUGUCCAUGCAUGGUAUGAUGCCCGGCAGUCCAAGCAUGGGCGCCUUUCCUUCGCACAUGUCCAUGUAUGGCAUGCCUAUGAUGGGUGGCUACCCAAUGGGGAGCGGGGGUGGCCCAUCCGAAUUCGGCGGAAUGGGAUACCAGCAGCAGCAGUACCAAGGCGGAAGCGGAGGUGCUGGAGCGGGAGCGGGAGCAGGGAACGCGGGUGGAUACUCGUCCCCUUCUAUGCGAGGUGGUGGUGGUGGUGGUGCGGGUGCUCGGGAUACCCAGGGCUGAACUGAUGGAUAUGGCCCCUAUGUGAUGUGACGCGAUGAGCUAGCACGACUACUACUACUACCCUAUCAGAAUCAGAAGAAAGAAUCGGAAGCAGAAUGCAAUUCCAGAACCCAUCUUUACCCCUCGCCCAUUUUUUGGCCCUGGCUCUGGCUACUUGGAGUAACACCACGAACACUCCCUCUCCUCUUUCCCCUACUCUCUUUUGCUCUUACUGCUACUCUUACGAUCUUUGAUUAUUCGUCCUUUUCUUGGAACGUCAUUGAUACCUGAGCUGAGCUGAGCUGAGCUGAGCUGAGUCGGAUGUGGCAUUUGGUCUAGCUUUGGCU